GCAGCGGUUUGUGGCACAGCUCUGUCGCGGGCAACUGAACGCUUUAAAUCAUGCUGUAUUGACUGAAGAGAGGCUAGUACAAUCAAUGGCUUGGCUUUGAAAUCGUUCACAAUUUAUUGGAAAGGAGUGUGUGAGACGGGGGAGAGGGAGCGCGCGAGAGAGGAGAAAGAGAGGUGGAAAUAAAGAUUAUUUCAACGAUGGAACUUACAAUGGAAAACAUUGGAAAUCUGCACGGCGUAUCUCACUCUCAUCAAACGGGUGACUUAAUGAACUCUCCGCACCACGCACGGCAGUCCUUGGCGUCGCAUCGGAACUUGGUGUCACACGGACGUUCAGCCAUGGUGUCCAGUAUGGCCUCAAUAUUAGAUGGAUCUGGGGAGUAUCGCACAGACCAUGCAUUGUCCGGUCCCUUGCACCCCGCAAUGACCAUGUCCUGCGACUCCGGGAUGACCAUGAGUAGCACUUACACUACGCUGACGCCGCUGCAGCACCUGCCCCCCAUAUCCACAGUCUCGGAUAAAUUUCACCACCAUCCCCACCCGCACGCCCACCACCACCCGGCGCACCAGCGACUCGCCGCCGGCAACGUCAGUGGCAGCUUCACCCUGAUGCGGGACGACAGGAGCCUUGCCUCGAUGGGCAAUCUCUAUGGCCACUACCCUAAAGACAUGUCCGGCAUGUGCCAGUCGCUGUCCCCUCUUUCCAACGGCCUCGGGUCUUUGCACAACUCUCAGCAGACUCUUUGCGCUUAUGGUCCUGGCGCCCACCUCUCCAACGACAAAAUGCUCUCGUCCGGAGGCUUCGAGUCUCACGCAGCGAUGCUGUCCCGGAGCGAGGACCACCUAAACCGGGGAUUGGGGGGUCACGGGGCCGGGAUCAUGUCAUCCCUGAACGUUAUGCCCCAUCAUAGCCAUCCGCACUCUCAGGCUAACGGGUCCAUGCUCUCUGAUCGGGAGAGGCAGACGGCGGGGGGCGGGCAGGGAGGUGGUUCGGGGCAGGUGGAAGAAAUAAACACCAAGGAGGUGGCACAGCGAAUAACGGCGGAGCUCAAGCGCUACAGCAUUCCCCAGGCCAUCUUCGCACAGCGGAUCUUGUGUCGGUCCCAGGGAACCCUGUCUGACCUGCUGAGGAACCCUAAACCCUGGACUAAACUCAAGUCUGGACGGGAAACCUUCCGGAGGAUGUGGAAGUGGCUGCAGGAACCCGAGUUCCAGAGAAUGUCGGCGCUCAGACUAGCAGCCUGCAAGCGCAAGGAGCAGGAGCAUCACAAAGACCGCAACAUGGUGCCAAAAAAGCAGCGGCUGGUCUUCACGGACCUGCAGCGCCGCACACUCAUCGCCAUCUUCAAGGAGAACAAGCGCCCGUCCAAGGAGAUGCAGAUCACCAUCUCCCAGCAGCUGGGCCUGGAGCUCAACACUGUCAGCAACUUCUUCAUGAAUGCCCGGCGCCGCUGCGUGGACCGCUGGCACGACGAGCACAGCACCAGCCCCGGCCAGCCGGGCACCUCGGCCACCACUUUCUCCAAGGCCUGAGACGCCCGGGGGGAGCCACGGGGUGGCAUUGGGAUGGGGAGGUGGUACCUCCUGUAUCCCACUUCGUUCCCAAUAACCAUGUUGAUGCCUCCUCAUUCGUGCCAUGCAACCACGUCUUGGUCAGUCGUAACUGUAACCACCACGAUCCUGAACAUCUCACCACUGGACUGUUAUGAAGCAAGUGAAACGUAAAGGUAACAUGUAGUCAGGUCCACACAAGGACAAUCAUUUUUUUCCGAUUGAAUCAGCUUUCUGUUGAUGGUGUCAGUCCAUUUACACUACAGACACAAUGAUAUGUUGCUUUGUUUAAACAAUCUCAAAAUCAAGCCUCUGCCAGCCUCCCUAUCCAGGUAGUUGGUACUGAAUCCCUCUUCAGCACUCCCCUUUGUGUCUGCUACUCUGAGUCUCUCCUCACAUCUCUCAUCUCUCCACAAAGCAAAAAGGACAGAAGAACGGCAAUAAACAUGACAGCACCCAGCCCUGUGAUCCUACCCAGUUCUGUGAUCCUACCCAGUUCUGUGAUCCUACCCAGCCCUGUGAUCCUACCCAGUUCUGUGCAAAAGGCCAUCCUGGAAAAAAACAACACAACCCCGUUGAAAAAACAAAAGCUCAACCUCUCAUUUCCUCUCCUCCCUCUAUCCACUCCUUAUUCGCCAAAGGUAUUCCCUGAUGGCCAGCCAUUUCAGCGAGCCACUCGAAUCAUACUCUGGCAAACUAAUGAAUCGAAAAAUGAAUCGAUGCAGACAGGGAGAGGGAACGGGGCUUUGACCCUUCUUGAAGGUGAAACAGAAGACGCUUGGCAAUAAAGAUACUCAGAUCUGCCCGGCUGCCUAGGUCUAUAUUGUUGCACAGAUGUUGGAGGCCUGCAGGGAGACUUUCGUUGCUUGGGAGAAGCAGAAGUGUCUGUCGGGGAGGUGAGAGAGCGAUACGCCUGGACAUGCUCUUUGUUCAGGAGGGAGCUGCUUUUCACUGAUCAAUACAGAAACCAAGCGACAACACGGCCAGGCAGGCGACAAGCGAACAGCAUUAUAGCUGCUGUAUAGAAUGUAAGAGGAGCACAUGGAACCCAGUGGAGGUGGCGACACAAUGGCCUAACAGCUUCCCAGUCUGCUCUGCACACAAGGUGCCCUAGUGCCCCCUGCUGGUUAUAAGAGUAAGCUGCAGCCAGCAGUCCUCUAGGAAAGGCCUUUACGUGUGUUCCAGGGCUGGGGAGAGAGAGGCCAUGGCACAUGUUCAGGCCCUCGCAGAUCUCUGAAGGCAGAUCAAUAGUGAGCCAUUAUCCUAUUGUUGUUCCUCAUCCAACGAGGACUGGUGAAGUGGGAGGAGGGGAAUGGUUCAAGAAGCGCCCACUACCCUGGAAAAUAGAAGUCAGGUUUUUAGCAAACACUCCAAAUACGUUACCUUGAUGAUACUCACCAAGAAAAUAGAUGGCCUUGUGUCACAACCCAUACGCUAGGGUAUUGAAAGAUACACACAGAAACACAUACAGCUGAUAUAGAGAUAUGUCUCAGUUUCAUUUAGUGGACAGAGAGGUAAUGAUGGAUCCAGAAACAUUUGAGGUGCUACAGAGAUUUAGCUUCACAUCAUCAUUUAUGCAAAAAUGGUGAGGAGGUUUCCUGUUUUGAAACGUCUCAAAUUACACACAGUUUAGACGCAUUAUCCGUCUGUCACCAAAAAUAAUAAUCAGCAGAUUUGGAAAAGAGCUCAUUUCCCUCUGGAUAUUCCCACACAAUGGUUAUUAUCUGUGGCUAGCCAUCACACACUACAGUCACAAAUGCUACAAGAACUAGUGCCAAUGCUAACUGCCUUAAUGAUAAUCAGAGAAUAUGGUACUGCAUUCACACACAGCUACAGCGUACCCUACUCAUAAUGAUGGGCAGUACGUACCAUAGCAACCAACAAUCAACUUUUAAGUGAAUUAGAAUCUACUUUUUUAGAAAACGAAAAGUUAACCAGAUUUUAAGGCAUACAAUACCAAACCUCAAAACCACAAAGAUACCACAAUAUGUGUAACAAAGACAAAUCCACCAACACAUACUGGACACAUUUUUGAAACAGAGGAAAAUCUCUCUCUCUCUUUCAUUCUAUCUUUGGUUCUCUA
Molecule: messenger RNA, 3633 nt
Organism: Oncorhynchus gorbuscha (pink salmon)
Lineage: Eukaryota; Metazoa; Chordata; Actinopteri; Salmoniformes; Salmonidae
Product: hepatocyte nuclear factor 6-like
Exons: 2
Coding region: 198-1532 (444 amino acids)
Biological process (GO): regulation of transcription by RNA polymerase II
Cellular component (GO): nucleus
Molecular function (GO): RNA polymerase II cis-regulatory region sequence-specific DNA binding; DNA-binding transcription factor activity, RNA polymerase II-specific
Source: RefSeq, a predicted model, not a curated record